Molecule: messenger RNA, 1020 nt
Organism: Penicillium subrubescens
Lineage: Eukaryota; Fungi; Ascomycota; Eurotiomycetes; Eurotiales; Aspergillaceae
Exons: 5
Coding region: 1-1020 (339 amino acids)
Source: RefSeq, a predicted model, not a curated record
AUGGAGACUUGGGUUCUUCAUCCCCAGCUGCGAGGCCAGCUCUACCACAAUAGGAUCACCUUGACCAAUUUCAGUGUGGGCGGCGCAUUCCUCGUCGCGUACAAUUUUGCCUAUUUGGCAACCUGCCGCGAUCGUCUCAGACCGAAAUCCUGGCGGGAUGCGGCUCGUCAAGUGCAACAUAUAUGGGAGGCUGCUCUAGGCAAGCAGAAAGAUACCGUCCUGCCUCUCCUUGUCGAUCUCGAGAGAAGCAAUGACCAGACCACGAACACCAUCCGUGAUAGCCUUGGCAAGCGCCCGGCCCGCCUACCGGACACGCUGUGGCAGAUGCUGCGUGCGCACGGCCCCAUCGGAACCGUCGAAGAGGAGCAGCAAAAGCGGUUCAAAGAUGCAAAGCCCUGCAUCCUUCCGGACACUACAUUCGCGAGAGCCGUUGACCGAGCACUGCGAGCCUGCUUCGCUCUGCUGAAGUUCACCGACCAUAUUCAGGUAGUCUACAUCCGAGGCUCAACCGGCAAAGUCGACGUUUACUUUGACAAGGGACAGGAGCUCUUGGUUCGAUCACUUGCAUCCAUGUUCAAGGCGCAUCCGACGUCUCGACCAGCGGAACUGAGAUUCAUGCGGCAGAUUGGACGGCGACUGCGGUACCUGCCGCACAGUAUCCAGUUGAAGCCAUACUCCGGUGGUAUUCUGGUCAGUUGGGAAGACAAUGAGGCGGAAUCGGUUCGCAGGCUCGGUCCCAGCGGCCCGGACUACCAUAUUGUGCUUCAUGAUGACAAAUGUGCCAAUGCUGAAAUGGCACUUCUUCUCCACCAUGCAGCCCUCCCCAACGACGUGGUGCCCUGUGGCUGCCGCCGGCAAUUUGCUCGUCAGGCACACCGAAUGUGCCUCUUUACCGGUUUGUCUCACACAUCCACAUGUUAUGCCAUGAUUUCGUUGAACGAAGAUCGAGCGUUUUAUGGAGUGCCGUCUGAUCGAGUAUCGCCUGAGUCGUAUGAGAAGGUGGGAAGCCUCUCCCUUUAG